Planococcus citri (citrus mealybug) is the source of this 1965-nucleotide messenger RNA. It is a transcript of the gene Aldh7A1, whose product is annotated as aldehyde dehydrogenase 7 family member A1. NCBI's taxonomy places the organism in Eukaryota, Metazoa, Arthropoda, Insecta, Hemiptera, Pseudococcidae. The record is from RefSeq and is a predicted model, not a curated record. The coding region runs from base 182 to 1792 and encodes 536 amino acids. Gene Ontology annotation, molecular function: aldehyde dehydrogenase (NAD+) activity. The transcript is spliced from 8 exons.
UAGCGACGUCGAGUAGAACACAAAAUACGUGUGCAUAGGUAGGUAGCAUGUACAUUUAUGUAAUUAGAAUUAGAAAUUUGAAUAUUAACAAUAAAGACUCGCAAGCAACCGGUUAUCGGUUAUUUUUACGGUCAGUUCGACAAUCCGGCCUUUCCACCAACGUAAAAAGUGAUCAGUUCAAAUGCUAGCCGUUAACGUAGCUAACGUUGCUUCGAAGUGUGCGCGAUAUCAAGUCAGAUUGUACUCGAUGGCUGGUAAAUUCUUAGUGGAAAAUGAGAACUACUCGUUCCUCAAGGAGUUGGGAUUGCAGAAAGUCAACCCAGGAGUGUACGAUGGUCAAUGGAAUGCCAACGGAGAGGUUAUCACCACUUAUUCUCCAGCCACUGGAGAACCAAUAGCAUCCGUUCAGCAAGGAUCUCUCGAUGAUUACAACAGAUGCGUUAAUUCAGCUCAGCAAGCUUGGCAACAAUGGGUCCAAGUACCGGCACCGAAACGGGGUGAAAUAGUUAGACAAAUCGGUAACGCUUUACGAGAUAAAUUACAACCUCUUGGCAAACUGGUAUCAUUGGAGAUGGGUAAAAUUCUAUCAGAAGGGAUUGGAGAGGUACAAGAAUACGUUGACAUCUGCGAUUACGCUACCGGUUUAUCAAGAAUGUUCAACGGGCAGAUUUUACCUUCAGAGAGGCCCAAUCAUGUCCUACUCGAGAACUGGAAUCCCUUAGGAGUGAUUGGAGUCAUUAGUGCUUUUAAUUUUCCUGUAGCUGUGUACGGAUGGAAUAGUGCCAUCGCUAUGGUUUGUGGUAACGCUGUUCUAUGGAAAGGUGCUGAAAGUACAUCGUUAUUAUCAGUUGCCACUACCAAGAUUGUCGCCGAAGUUCUGAAGAACAACAAUAUUCCCGGAGCUAUUUGCAGUUUGUGCACCGGUGAUAAGAAUAUUGGAGAAGCGAUGACUGCUGAUCGACGGAUUCCUUUGGUGUCAUUUACCGGAAGCACGGAAGUUGGUAGAAAAGUUGGAGUAAAAGUUCAAGAAAGAUUCGGCAAAGUGCUGCUAGAACUCGGUGGCAACAACGCUAUUAUCGUCAACGAGGACGCUGAUCUCGACAUGGUAUCUCAAUCUUUGGUCUUUUCAUGCUGCGGUACUGCUGGCCAAAGGUGCACAACCACUCGAAGACUGAUUUUACACGCCAAAGUUUAUGAUAAAAUAAUACAAAAAUUCGUGAAAUCGUACGAAAACGUUCUCACCAGAAUGGGAGAUCCGCUAGAUUCGAAAACACUCUAUGGACCUUUGCAUAAUCAAGCAGCUGUGGAGAAUUAUAAAAAAACCAUCGAUGAAGCUGUAAAAGCUGGAGGAAAAAUUGAAUUCGGAGGCAAAAUUAUCGAUCGACCUGGGUAUUUUGUCGAACCGACCAUUAUUUCCGGUCUAAAACCUGACGACAGCGUCGUUUUAAGGGAGACUUUUGCCCCUAUUGUGUACAUUUUCAAGGUGAACUCUUUAGAAGAAGGUAUUAAAAUAAAUAAUAACGUUGAUCAAGGAUUAUCGUCGAGUUUGUUUACAAAAGAUAUAUCGAGCUUGUUCAAGUGGAUCGGACCAAGUGGAUCUGAUUGCGGUAUUGUAAAUGUAAACAUUCCAACCAGCGGGGCUGAGAUUGGAGGAGCUUUUGGGGGCGAGAAACAUACCGGAGGUGGUCGUGAAUCUGGAUCUGAUUCGUGGAAACAGUACAUGCGUAGAUCUACUAUAACCAUUAAUAAUAGCAGUAUUUUGACCCUUGCUCAGGGUAUCAGUUUCGAGUGAAUUUGAAUACUCGUACUAAACAUCCGAGUACAUAUUAUGAUGAAUUAAAAUAUGAUUUUUUUGUCCGCGCUUCACGUCAAAACUAAUGGACAAAACUUUUCGAAAUUUUAUUUAACGGAUAUUUAAUGCAAUGAUGAAGAAAACGUGCUAAAUAAAAAAAUCUGAUUUUUGUU